GGAUUCAGUGAAAUUCAUAAAGCUAUCUGGUUAGAUGGACCUAUUUUUAGUUGGAAUUUUGACAAAAAACAAUGGAAUAGAUGUAAUUUUCAAACAGGCUAUGAGGUUAUUCUUAAAACACUUAAUAGUUCAUCAAAUUUAAAUAAUAAAUUUCUUGAGGAGUGGAAAUAUCAUUAUAACUGUCAGAAAAAAUCAUUUUCAAAGUUUAUUCAAUUCUUUGGAAUUACUCAAGAUCCAAAUAGCUUAAAUUAUAUAGUAGUAAUGAGUUAUGCAAAAAAAGGAAGUUUGAGAAAAUGCUUAUCUGAUAUAAUUAAAUUUAAGUGGCAAGACAAGUUACAAUUAUUAAAAAAAAUUAUAUUAGGACUUAAAGUAAUUCAUGAAUCAAAUUUAACUCAUGGUGAUUUACAUGAUGGCAAUAUUUUAAUGUCAGAUAAUCACAAUGAAUUAUUUAUUAUUGAUUUAGGAUUAUGUAAACCUGUAAAUGAUUCACAGGAUUCUGAUAAUGAAAUUUAUGGAGUUUUACCUUAUAUGGCGCCUGAAAUAUUAAGAUAUAAUCCCUAUACUCCAGCAAGUGAUAUUUAUAGUUUUUCUAUGAUAAUGUGGGAAUUUACAUCAG
Molecule: messenger RNA, 616 nt
Organism: Rhizophagus irregularis DAOM 181602=DAOM 197198
Lineage: Eukaryota; Fungi; Glomeromycota; Glomeromycetes; Glomerales; Glomeraceae
Source: RefSeq, a predicted model, not a curated record